Messenger RNA from Seminavis robusta, 282 nucleotides. Lineage: Eukaryota; Bacillariophyta; Bacillariophyceae; Naviculales; Naviculaceae. The record is from the annotation of a GenBank genome assembly.
AUGGAACGCCUCAAGGUGAAAAGCAUUGAAAACGAACGCCGCCAUGAAGCUGAGUUCGAACGCAUCCAGAUGGAACGCGAGAAUCUCGUGAGUACUAGUACCAACGAGGCCGAGACGGAACAACACAAGGCGAAGAUGGAAGCUCGAAAAAAGGAGAUCCUGGCACUACACCAGGAGAUCCUGGCACAAGGCCAGGCGCUCCUGGCACAAGGCCAGGAAACCAACGCACUACUCCGUCAAACCCUUGAAGAUGUCCAAGAGCAGGAUCAUGCCGACGCCUAA